Lepidothrix coronata (blue-crowned manakin) is the source of this 1711-nucleotide messenger RNA. Its product is annotated as histone H1oo. Gene Ontology annotation, cellular component: nucleosome. The record is from RefSeq and is a predicted model, not a curated record. Gene Ontology annotation, molecular function: DNA binding. The transcript is spliced from 4 exons. Gene Ontology annotation, biological process: nucleosome assembly. Bases 439 to 1332 code for a protein of 297 amino acids. NCBI's taxonomy places the organism in Eukaryota, Metazoa, Chordata, Aves, Passeriformes, Pipridae.
GGCACUUGAAUUCCCAGCUCCCACCUGGGGCGGAGACCAGAGCAAUUAGCAGCUGCCAACCAGCUGCUAUCCAGGCUGCUCAUGAGAUAAAUUGCAGGGAGGUGAGCUGGGUCUAAGGAGCAGGGUCAGUGGUGUUGUGGGUGGAGCUGCCUGUGCCCAAGGCUGUGGGCUUGUGUGUUCUGCUAUGGAGCCUCAAAUGGGUAAGGGGUCUGCAAGCACUGCAGGGUCCUGCAGAGCUGGGUCUCUGGUGAGUCUCAGCUUGGGCUCUAGGGCUCACUUUGGGUUCUGGUGGGGCUGGGUCUCUGGGGCUUGGUUUGAGCUCUAGUGGCCACAGUCCCUGUGAGUCUGUAGGGAUGAGUAGAGUUAUGGCUGCUCAGCUUCUGGGGGCUUUGCAGCCCUUGGAGGUGUGAGUGUCUUGGGGUUGGACCCCAGUCUCAAAUGGUGCCUCUUUCAGCCCAACUCACAGGUCCACUGGUCCUGGGCGGUGUGGCCCGGCGCCCUUCAACCCUGCAGAUGGUCAAAGAGGCGCUGCAGGCCCAAGAUGAGAAGAAGGGCGCCUCUGUCUUCACCAUCAAGCAAUUCAUCCUGGCCAAGUACCCCAUGGAGGAUCCUAUCCGGCUCAAGUACCUGCUGAAGCAGGCGCUGAGCAAGGGGCUGAGCUGUGGGGAGCUGGUACGGCCCCACAACUCCUCUGCUGUGGGGGCCACCGGCACCUUCAUGUUAGCACCCAAGGAGCCACAGCACAAGCAGCAUCUGGGCCAGGCAAAUCCUGACAGAGGACAGGCCCUGAAGCCAGGACAGGAAGGGACCACCAAGGACCCCUGUGCCCCUGUGGCUGGUGCACAACGACGAGGUACCACGAAGCAGCAGCUGACAGCCAUGAAGCAGAAGCCAAAAGCAAAGCCCAUGGAUGCCCAGCCACGAGCUGCAGUGAAGCCUGGGAGCGAUGGAGCAAAGCCCCCACGAGCUGCCAACCACCCCCAGGCCCCUGGCACAGGGUGUUCAAGGCCCCCACGAGCUGCUGACCAUCCCCAGGCACUUGGCAAAGGGUGCUCAAGGCCCUGUGGGGCUGAGGCUGCAGGAAGGAGCAAAAGCGACAGCUCUGUGGGUGCUGGGACAAAGGGGCCCCAAAAGGUCCCUGGGGGAAAGAGCAAGGGGAAGGUGCUCAAGGGGGCACAGCAGGGUCCCCCCAAGGCACAGAGGGGUCAAGGCCAGGCAAGGAAGCCCCGGGUGACCCCAGGAGCCAGGCAGGGGGAAGCCAGGCUGCAGAAGGCAGCAUCCCCUGGAGAGGACAGAACAGCUCUGUCGGGGGACCCAGACAGUCUCACUUAGCCCUGCUUCAGCUGGCCCCAGGCCCUUAGGGUCUGGGCUGCUUUUAGUCCCCAGGACAGGUUUUAACUCUGUGUUUACUUCUGCUAAUAAAGCUUCUUUACUCACCUCAUAGAAUGGCCUGACUGCUACCCUGGUUGUGGGCCCCUGCCCCUGGGCUCCCAUUUCCCAGCCCUGGCCUCAUACUGCAUGGCAUGGUAGUGAGUUGAUACUGCAGGCAGCUGCCUCUCUGCCUGCCCUCAUGGAGAGGUGCCCUGUCUGUCCCCGUGUCCCCAGCUGUGGUGCCAGGGGUAUGCUGGGCUUUGGGGGCUGUGUGUGUCUGCAGGCUGGCAGUGAUGGCCUGGGCAGGGGCCCUGGGACCCAUGGGACACAGCAUGGUGGC